CCAAAUCCCAACAACCCCACUUAUAAUUUCUUCAUAUUUUUCUUAAAUCAUAUUUAAAUAAUUCGCAGAAAAAAGAUAUACAGAGAGAUAUAUUAUACGGUGGCGGCGGUUGUAUUGUAGUUCUGGUGUGGAUUGAAGAGCGAGAAGAACAUCGGCCGCCAUGGCGAUGCGCGACCUCGUUACCGGCGGAGCAGCUUGUGCGGUUCCAGGCCAAACUUCUUCCUCCAAUCCUUUCGGCGCCCUCGCCAAUGCCCUCAUCGGCUCCUCCUCCAAGCAGCAGGAGAGGUUGAAGGAGAUACCUUCGUCGACGCCGACUGCUUCUGAGCCGCAGUUUUAUCCCGACGGCCAUGGACACCUGCAACAGCUCCCCGGCUCCGGGUUUGACCAGCCGUUUAUGCAGCCCAGCACUCAGAGCUCGGACUUUCUUCGGAAGUUCAACUCCGUUGAUGGCAACAGACUGCUUGACAAUGCGUGGGACGAGAUACAGAGUUCUCAGCCCGGGCCUAUGCAUAUGCCUCAACACGACCGCAUUUAUGACAUGGGAGCUUCUACUCAGCUUCAACCGACUUUGGAUGGGCCACCACAAAGGGUGUUGUCAAGCUUUUUGCACUCAUUUGUUGAAAGUAGUCGUGGUGGAAUGCCGUUUCGUCCUGCUCCACUUCCAGUGUUAGGAUUGUCUGCUGGUGACAAACAAUGUAUACGUGAUCGCACCAGCAUCAUGGCACGGCACUUCUUUGCUGAUAAAAGUGAAGAUUUUAUUAAUGGGCAGGUAAAUGCACUUUUAUCUUCUUUAGAUAUUGACAGUGAUGUCAAUACUAAAGGACCUCUGCCUUCAAGGUUUCGGGAACUAGACGAUUAUUGGAAUGAAUCCCAAGCUAUAACAAAACCUGGUGCUCACGCUGCACAAGGGUGGGUCACUGAAUUUAGCCAACAUAGGGUAGACCAUGGUGAUCCUAAUUCAUGGGCUCACUCAUUUGAGCGACAACAUGGUGCCAAUGGUUGGGCUUCUGAAUUUGACCAGGAACAGUCCCAGUUGAUGUCUGCAGAUCAUAUGAGAGGUGUAAAUAUGGCAAGCUUAGCUGCAAUGGAGCAAACUCGGAUGCUUGCAAAUACGCUAGCACAGAAUGAAGACCCAAAGUUUCAGAAGUCAAGGUUUCUCCAGUUUGUGUCAAAAAUGAGUCGUGGUGAACUCAUUAUUGAUGAUAAUCAAGUCAAGCCAGCCACAUCAUCUGGGGACUGGGCAUCAGAAUAUCAACAGCAGUAUAAUGCGGGUCCUAGUUGGGCUGAUGAAUAUGCACGUGGCGAGCUAUCUCAUGGAACCAAUCAAUGGGCAAAUGAGUUUACUUCUGAACAAGAGCAGCAUGGGUCAGUUGAUGAUCAGUGGGUCAAUCAGUUUUCUAAGUUGCAUGUUGAUGACUGGGCAGAGGAAUUUGGAAAUCAGGUUGGUGAAGGACUCUUGGGGGACAGUUCAGCUGAUACCUGGGCUAAUGCAUACGAUGAGUAUGUUAAUGAGCAAGUAGCUACUAAACAGCAUAGUGAUGCUGCAAGGGGAGUUUACGUAUUUUCCGAUAUGAAUCCAUAUGUUGGUCACCCAAACCCACUAAAAGUAGGCCAGGAAAUGUUCCACAAGGGUCUUCUGAGUGAAGCAGUGCUUGCAUUAGAAGCUGAAGUUCUCAAGAACCCUGACAAUGCUGAAGGUUGGAGGCUACUUGGAAUAGCGCAUGCAGAAAAUGAUGAUGAUCAACAGGCUAUAGCAGGUAUGAUGCGUGCACAGGAGGCUGAUCCGACAAAUCUCGAAGUGCUUCUUGCUCUCGGAGUGAGUCAUACAAAUGAACUGGAGCAGGCAGCUGCUUUGAAAUAUUUAUACGGAUGGUUGCGCCAUCACCAAAAGUAUGGGGUGCUUGCCAAACCAGAGCUGUCUGAUUCCUUGUACUAUGCUGAUGUAGCGAGAUUAUUCAAUGAAGCUGCUCAGAUGUCACCUGAUGAUGCUGAUGUGCACAUAGUACUUGGUGUGCUUUACAACUUGUCAAGAGAAUUUGACAAAGCUAUUGAGUCAUUCCGGACAGCUUUGAAACUAAAGCCGCAAGAUUACUCACUUUGGAACAAGCUUGGAGCAACACAAGCAAACAGUGUUCAGAGUGCUGAUGCGAUACUGGCUUAUCAACAGGCACUAGAUUUGAAGCCUAACUAUGUUCGUGCAUGGGCAAAUAUGGGCAUCAGUUAUGCCAACCAGGGUAUGUAUGAGGAUUCCAUACGUUACUAUGUCCGAGCACUGACCAUGAAUCCAAAGGCAGAUAACGGUUGGCAAUAUUUAAGAAUUUCUUUGAGCUGUGCCUCUAGGAAUGACAUGUUAGAAGCUUGCGAUUCUCGGAAUCUAGAUGUUCUCCAGAAAGAGUUUCCAUUAUAGAACAUAAAUUUAUUUCAGGUUGCCGGAUGAAAAACCAAAAUAUGCAGCCUCUGGUGCUCCUGCCGAUGCAGUGAUUGUAGAGAACAUUCACGUUUAUGGUUCAUCCUCUGGUGCUCCUUGGCAAAGUUUGCUGGUUUUGGUAAACAUUAUCCGACAGAGGCGUAACUCGGAAGAGCGAGUGGGGCCAAUAAGAACUCAUCGAAAUGAAAUAAGUUUCAGCACUUCGAAAAUAAAUCGUCAAUGUGUAACGUUUCUUAUGUAUAUCUGCUGUAGUUGUUUUGGCCAUACUGUUUGAACUCAUGAUUUGUCAAAUCUUUAAGAUAUUUCAGUAUAAAGUUGAGAGUACUCUGCUAA
Pyrus x bretschneideri (Chinese white pear) is the source of this 2761-nucleotide messenger RNA. Its product is annotated as peroxisome biogenesis protein 5. Gene Ontology annotation, cellular component: peroxisomal membrane; cytosol. Bases 161 to 2407 code for a protein of 748 amino acids. Gene Ontology annotation, molecular function: protein binding. NCBI's taxonomy places the organism in Eukaryota, Viridiplantae, Streptophyta, Magnoliopsida, Rosales, Rosaceae. Gene Ontology annotation, biological process: protein import into peroxisome matrix, docking. The record is from RefSeq and is a predicted model, not a curated record. The transcript has 15 exons.